AGAUGCAGGAAAGAGGCCAGUGGGGAGGAAACGGGUGGUCAGCUGUGCUGAACUGGUGCUGGAUGUGGAGACGAAAACACAAAGAGUCAUCCUGAAGAAAAAGGAGCCUGGAAAGCGCUCCCAGCUUUGGCGGAUGACGGGAACAGGAAUGCUCUGUCAUGAGGGCUCAUCUCCUCCACAGAGCAAACCUUCUCAGCCUCGACCCCUCAGUUCAUCUUUAGUGCUUGACAUUGCUGGACUGGCUGCAGUGACAGACAACAG
Molecule: messenger RNA, 261 nt
Organism: Sinocyclocheilus rhinocerous
Lineage: Eukaryota; Metazoa; Chordata; Actinopteri; Cypriniformes; Cyprinidae
Product: vacuolar protein sorting-associated protein 13D-like
Exons: 2
Source: RefSeq, a predicted model, not a curated record